AUGAAAUCGAACACGGCUCUUUUCCCUACGCUAGCCGUCGAACUCGUCGAGCUCAUCGCAAAUGACCUCGAAGGCGAUGGCUUACUUGACCUCCGCCUGACGUGUCGCGAGCUGCAGAAAAAGACAUUCCAUUGUUUUGCGCGACGAUUCUUCACCUCCAUUAAAACCGACCUCUCCGAUGACAGUCUCCAGCGAGUCGACGCUCUCUCACAACACCCGGCCCUCCGUCCUUAUGUACAAGGUCUAGCUUUUAUGCUUCAGAAUGGGGUCGGUCGCGGCCUGGUCUGGGACCGUCACCCCUGGGGUUCAUUGUCGGCUCCGAUGGAGGUUGAAGCAAUCCGUCGUCUGCGCGAUAAUCUCAUCAAUAAACUAACCAACUGUCGCUCGUUCUUCAUCUUCUGUCGAUACCCCGAAGGGCAUCCCGAUAUGAGUCGCGUCACUAUAACCGACGCGGUCGCUGUGUUCUUUGCGCUCAUCGUCGAUGCACAACUACCAGUCUCAUCAUUCCAUCUCAUCUACGCAAACAAAUUCUCUCGGACUUUAAUCAUGGACAUGCGUCGCUUGCCUAAACUGUUAUACCGACAGCCCGAGUUUAAAAUGGUCUGGUCAAAUCUACAGAAACUAUCUCUGGAACAAUAUCUGACUCUCGACAAUUUCGGCUUUCUGCUGGAAUUAAUCUUGAGCGCACCCAACCUGAAAACCCUGCUCCUGAAUCUCGGCUCUCAUGAUCUGGCCUGCGAGUUCAUGCAUGAGCUAGCGGAGACAGCCACAUUCUCCCAGCUUCAAGAAUUAGCAUUAUUCCGAACCCUGGUGAGAGCUCCAGAUCUCAUCAAACUGCUCAAACGCCUGCGCAAGAAUCUCGCAACGGUGACCUUCUACCACGUUUCAUUAGCACAGGAUGACAACUGGACCUCUAUUCUCAAGGAGCUCAGUCGAGACUUUACAGCGCUAACGAGUAUCUCCCUCUAUUAUCUGUGGACCAGUGCACCGACCAAGGAAGUGCUCUCGUUUCCGGAUCUGCACAAGGCGCCCAUUAUUUGCGAGUCGCCGGGUCAACGACUUCACAUGUUAUAUGCUGAAAACCCGAUCAAGAGUCCCUCGGUUCUUGGGGUAGAGUAUUCGGGAUCGAAGGUGCCACAGGUUCUAAGUUUGCUACAGACUGCAGCUGUGUAUAUGUGA
Penicillium cinerascens is the source of this 1179-nucleotide messenger RNA. RefSeq lists its product as uncharacterized. Lineage: Eukaryota; Fungi; Ascomycota; Eurotiomycetes; Eurotiales; Aspergillaceae. The record is from RefSeq and is a predicted model, not a curated record. The transcript has a single exon. Bases 1 to 1179 code for a protein of 392 amino acids.